Octopus bimaculoides (California two-spot octopus) is the source of this 6867-nucleotide messenger RNA. RefSeq lists its product as uncharacterized. The record is from RefSeq and is a predicted model, not a curated record. NCBI's taxonomy places the organism in Eukaryota, Metazoa, Mollusca, Cephalopoda, Octopoda, Octopodidae.
ACAUACAUAUAUAUAUAUAUAUACAUACACAUAUCAAAUACAUACAACAAUCACACUACACGUCCAUAUGUAAACAUAGAGAACACAGUGACAAAUGCCAAUGUUUACAAGCUAAAGUCUCGAGAGAUUCUAUGAUUUGUUUUUUAUAAUGAAGCUGUAACAUAACUACAUUACAUGUCCUCUUUCGGAGCUGUCUCACAACUACAUUACAUGUUUUAUGUCAGACUUGUCUAACAACUAUGCUAUAUGUGGUCUUCAUAACAGCAAGGUUUAAUAGUCUACAUGUCCAACAAGAAAUCCUGACUUUAAAACAACAGAUGAAGAUGAUUUGCUUUCAGUAUUGGAAUAUUAAUUACUAACACACUGAAGAUCAUUAAUGACAACAAGUACAUAUGUAAUUUUUAAUUAAGAUAUACUGAAAUGUCUUUCACACAAGAAAAAAUAUAUAGAUUUUCUUUCAAAUGAUUCCGAUUCCAAUAACAAAGUCUUUCACAAGACAAUGAGAGAGCCACUAGAUUUUCACUCAAUUUGCUAGAUAUAGUAAAUAAAUCUCUUUCAGAUCCUACCUACACAACAUCAACAAUAGCAGCAGCAGCAGCAGCAACAACAACAACAACAACAACAACAACAACAGCAACAACAACAACAGUAUUGCUCUCAAGUCACUGAGAAAGUCUAUAUAAGGUUGCUUGACAUGCUAGAUAUAACAACCUCUCUCAAAUAAUAUCUGCUACCUUAAAAAAAGUAAAGAAGACAUAUUGGAUAGUGUAGUAUCAGAUAAAGUUAUGUCUGGAAAGAUGGGAUGGUCCUGGCUGGAAUGUCUCUGAUCAUAAGUCUGCUGGAUCAAGAGUUGACCAGAUGUGAGACAACAACUCACUCUUUCGCUAAAAAAAAAAACUCACUUAAUGAUGUUUGUGUUCGCAAACACCAAAUCCAGUGAGGUGAUGCUAAUAUAAAGUAGAUUGGAGAUAUACUCAUUAACAUAGCUAAUGAGUUCAUAAUUCUAAUGAUUUCACACCACUUCCAGCUCUGUAUCAUUAAUUGUCACUAAUUGACAUCAAACUGUCAAAACUGAAACUGAAACUGUAAAACAUUGAGAAUCUUCUUAAUUAUACAACUAACCUAUUAUACAUUGGCAUCAUUUAACACAAUAUACAAUGAAAUAUUCAGCUAUGUCUACUGAUACGGAACAGAGGACACAUACCUAAGUCACAUUACCUUGAAAUGUGAGCUUUUACUAUAAUGUCCCAAUUUAUUUUUCGACACUUUAAUAUAUUGGCAACAUCUGUGAAGAAUAUAUCAGAAUUUGCAUUUUCUCAACAAAAUGGUUAGCCCUUUUUAAUGCCAACCUACCUUUAGUUCUUUAAUACAGAAAUGUUUUAAAUCAAACCAUCCAUCCUAAUUUUAUUUUGAAAGGUUUUGCUAUAUUCCAAACAAUGGUCUUAUGAUGAAAAAGUCAUUUUACUAAAUUCCAUCAAAUUGUUGAUUAUUUUCAAAUUUAAUUAAGACACAUAAUGUAUUUCAUUAGAAUCAUAUUAGAACUUUAGCCAGGAAAGAAUCCUUAUUUCAAUCAAGCAAAUUAAGUCUUUUGAAACUUUUCUGCUGCAAUAAAUUUUAUAUAUGAAAUAUCAGUAAAACUACAAUAAAUAAUAUUUCAAAAAUUAAGCAUAAUAAUUCAUUCUAAAGAUUGAUGCUUCUUUGAAAAGAAAAAUAGAAUUAUUUAUAAAGAAUCUCUUAUUAAAGAAAUGGUAUAACCCUUUUGAUGUCAACUGAGCUGAGACCACCCCUUGAUUCUUUGAUACAAACAUUCCAUUUCGAAAUGAUCUAAAUUAAAACCAUCCAUCAAAAAAUCAUUUUAAUUUGUUUCAAACACCAGCUUCAUAAUGAGAAAGUUAUUUUAAUAAUGAAAAAAAUGAAAUUGAAUCAGUGUAUGUAGUGAUCAUUGGCAUAAUAAUCCUCCAAAGGUAUAACAAAAUCUGUUUCAGCACAUGAUUUCAUGCCAAGAAUCUUACAAACCAAAUACGAAAAUGAAAUAUUUUAUUAAAUUCUUCAUUAUCUUCUGAAUUAUUUGAAACUAAUGCAGUGUAUUUUCGAAAAAAGGGUUUCCUCACUGACUGAACACCAGUUCCUAUCUUGAUGGAAAUUACCAUUUAAUCUCUCCUUUUGGAAUAUUCUUUUAUCAAAGAAGACUGGAAAUUAUUGAAAUUAUUGCCUUGCGAAAGAAACCUUUAAAAUGUCUUCAAAAGCAUUUCCUCUUACAUCUUCUGAUGAGAAAUAUGCAACAGAUGAUCGUAAAUAUUCAUUAACCUCUAAUUAUGAUGAUAAUUCAGCCAGUUCCAGUUCUAAUUCCAGUUCCACUGAGAGCUCAGUAAGUGAAGAGAACUAUUUUCAGAGAUAUGACAAUAUAUUGAAUUCAGCAUUCCGAAGAAACUAUGUGGAAGAGUCAACCAGUUCAUUAUGUAGCUCACCCUCUAGUAGUCUUUUUGGAAAUUCCAUAAAAGAUGACAUAUUUAAUGAGAGCAUUGAAAGCUUUGAUAAUUGCAGCCAGCAAAGAAAUCCUGGAGAAUCAAGAAUAGAAGAUGAUCUGUCAUUGAUUUCUCAGUCAAAGAAUAAUGCCAUGAGUGUUAGCACUGAAGAAAUGCUCUCAAAUGUUGAGUUCUAUACAGCUACUAAAAUACCAGAAAGAUUUCUCAGAAUCUGUUAUACAUCACAGAAACCAAAGUUGCAAAGGAAUGGUUUGAAAAGAUUCAACUUUGACUCACUGACAAUGCAAGAUUCUAUGGAAACUGUCAUUGAGAAUAAUGAUGAUAAUAAACAAAGAAAUAUAAAGAAUUGCCAUGAAAAUUCUAUAGAAGGAAAUAAAACUGAUUCUUUUUGCAAUGAUAUUGGCAGAAAUCAACCUUUAGAGCAGUUCUCAGCACAAAAAAAAUGUUCUGAAGCUGAGAUAUUCAACAAUCAAAACCGAAAUUUAAAGAAUAUCUUAAUUGAACAGACAUCAGAUUUUGAAGAAAAUUGUCUAAUUGAUCAGAAGUCUAUUGAAGAUAAAGGAAUAUUUUACAAACAAAAAAGCAUCCAUGAAGAAAUUGAAGAAGUGCAAAGAUGUUUCAUGAAGUUUGAUGAUUCUUAUAACAAACAGAUAACUCUGCAACAACGGCAAUUUUUGACAACUCCUGACAACAGAAUGAAUGAUGUCUAUGAUAUAACAAAAACUUCUGACAAUGAAAAAAACUCUGAGAUUAAUAGUCAGUCAGAAGAUAAGAAACCUUGUGAAUCAAGUACUGAAGAGAUGAAGACAUGUGAUAUGAAUUUUGAAGUGAAUGUUGUGAAUAGUGGGGGAGUUAAAUCUUGUGAUAACUAUAGGAAGGUAUUGGAAUCAUAUAAUGUAGAUCAAGAAAUAUUUAACAUAAAUCCAAAUACAUCCACUCAGACAUUUAAUUCGAAGGAAAGAAUUAAUAAAGAAUGUAGUGAAAUACCCAAUGUCACUCUACCAAGAAAUAAAUUGUGUUUAGGGUCAAUAGAAAAAAAAUUUAGAGAAAGUUUUGAAUCAGAUGAUAUUUUUGGACCAGGUUCAAAUUCCAUUGAAUCAUUUGACUCAAAAGUUCCAUCUGAUGGGGCCCCAGAGAGGGAUGUGUUAUGUCAGAAAAGACCAAGAUUAUUAUUGAGUUGCCAAAAGAUGAACUCACCAUCUAGCUUCUCAUCUUCUCUUGCUUCUCCCUUAACUAUAAUCAAUGUUCCUAUAGACAGAAACAAGAUACUCAAGACUAGAUAUAAAGAAAAGAAAAUUAGAAAUCCCAAAAUUUAUUCCAGUAGAAAUACACAACUUCAGUCGGUGAAAAUUUCUGAGAGGAAGCGGAUGACUUCCGCUGAGAGAAAAUUUUCAGAGAAAAUACAACGAAGGAAUCCACUUCUGUUCCAAUGUGUUUCUCCAAACUUUAGGUGUGUAAUGGAAGAGCUGUCUCUAGAGCAUGAUCAGCAACUGCCCUUACCAUCAGAACCAUGUUGGCCUAAUAAUAGUAAUAAUAAUAAUAAUAAUAAUAAUAAUAAUAAUAAUAAUAAUAAUAAUAAUUAUAAUUAUAAUAAUAAUAUCACAGAUGCCACUUCUGUUUCUAAUAGAGUUUCUAACACUGGUUCAUAUUGUUCCUAUCACUUUCCUUAUCUCCCUGAAAGUCAAAGAAAUGGUUCAGAAAUUAAUAAGAAUUGUUGUAGGAGUGUAUGUACACCUGUUGGAACUCCUUAUAUUACUUGUGGUACAGAUGAUAUUACAGUUUAUUCCUCUGGCAACAAUUCCAGAGAGAUAACUCAGAACAGCCAAACCUGUAACCAACUCCAAAACAACAAUAGCAACAAUGAGAUACAUAAUAGAGCAUGGUAUUCAACAUCCAUCACCGUUUUUGUUCAGAAUUCUUCAAAUAAUUCCAAGCACAGUAAAACAUGCUCAGAAGUGAGCUGUAGGAAUCAUUCUGGAAAUAGAUUUCAUAAGGAGAAACUUAAUUCUGUGGCAGCUCACAAUUACUGUGGUCAUGAUUUCUUAAGUAGUUUCAGCAGUUCUGAGAGAUCUGCAAGUAAUAUCAAAAAUAUUUCCAGUUUCGAAAAAGAUAACCAAAAGAAUUGUAACAAAGAAAUCAAUGACUUUGAUUCCUGCAAAACUAAAAGUUAUUAUAACAAAUAUGAAAAUAUCAAAACUUCUUUCAGAUCUGAAGUUUUUCUUUAUUUAAACACAAAUAAACCAGAGGAAAAUCAAAAACAUAACCAUGUAAAAAGUUCCCAGACUGAUCUAACAGAUUCCAAUAGGAUAAUUUGUGAAAGAAAUUUUUUUCAAUGUAAUCAAAGUAUUUUAAGUUUGCACAAAACAACACAGACUGAUAUUACUUUGGUGCCAGCAUUUGGCAACAGGUUAUACCCAAACCAGAUAAAUAUAUGAUUCAGAUGCUUGUGUAAUAUAUGCUAACAAUUCCUAUGGUUUAGAAGUUUGCUUCCCAACCACGUCAUUUCAGAUGCAUUUCUACAACUUGACACUUUGAGCAAGCAGCUUCUAAAAAAGCCCUUGGCCAACCAAAGCCUCAUGAGUAGAUUCAUUGAUGGAAACUGAAAGAAUCCUGUCAUACACACACAUAUGCAUAUAUAUAGUAUUGUCUAAAAAUCUAUGAUUAGGAAAAAACAGGCACUCAUAUAUAAAGUAAUGGAACGGCUAUAUUAUUAUUAUUACUGGAUAUCAUAUUAUAGUCUCAUGAUAUCAGAAAUGGCUACUCUCCAUUUCUAGCAUGAAACCAUUUGGUAAUUUGACUAUAUUGAGACUAUAACAUGAUAUUAUAUAAAUAAUAAUAACAACAACAACAACAACAACAACAACAACAACAACAACAACAACAACAAUAAUAAUAAUAAUAAUAUACAAUAUAUAAAAAUAUACAAGACCUCUCCUUCUGUAAAAGGUUUUCUACAGCACAGUAUGGGACUGUGAAACACAAAAUUGUUUCUCAAUCAUGAGAAAGGCUCAUAUGAAUCAGAGAACAUCAAAAUAAACUGUGGAAAUAUUCCAGGGCAAUUCACUCUCCCUUUUCCUCUUUUGUCUUUCUCUCAUUCUCUUGUUCCAUGAGCUGAAUAGAACAAAUCACAGUUACAAAGUGUUUGACAAGAUUAUCUCACACUUGCUCUACAUGGAUGAUCUGAAAUGAUAUGCAAAAGAUGACAAGGAUCUGGAAGGGCUACUAAUAACUGGGAAAAAAUUCAGUGAUGACAUAAAUAUGGAAUUUGGCCUUGACAAGUGUGCAAAAGCUUCAUUCAAAUGUGGUAAACUUACAGCUAAUACCAUGACCCACCUUGAUCAUGAUACAUCUAUCAAGGACCUGGAUCAAGAAGGCUUUUAUAAGUAUCUUGAGGUACAUGAAGGGAAAGGGAUUCAGCAUGGAUCAGUGAAAGAGAAGAUCAGGAAAGAUUAUUAUUGAUGUGUCAGAAUGGUUCUAAAUGCUGAGCUGAACUCUCAGAAUAGAAUUGCAGCUAUAAGCUCCCUGGUAGUACCAGAUGUUUAAUAUAAUCUUAAUGUCAUCAACUGGAAUCUGAGUGAAAUCUAGCAUAUGGACAUAAAAACCAGGAAACUGGUCUUGAUGUGUAUAUUGGGCUCCAUAUAUUUGUACCCCAGUGUCACUUCGAUGGCCUGUACUGCUCUCUCACUCAAUAAUAACAACAACAACAAAGACUGUGGAGGGUUUCUACAAAAGUAAUCUCAGAUGUUAUAGGUGCUCUGGGUACCGUCACUUUCAGACAUAACAGUUCCCUUAUUGAGAUUAGCGAAACUAUGAGAGUUGCAUUAAUUCUGAAAUCUGCUCUUUUUGGGAACAAGGAUCGUAAGAAAAGUUCCCAAUAUCUAAGGAAACUGGUUGUGACCUGGUAUCAAGGACAUUGGUUCCUAAUGUAAAGCAUUCACACAUACCAUGAAUAAUAAUAAUGAUAAUAAUAAUAAUAAUGAUAAUAAUAAUAAUAAUAAUAAUGAUAAUAAUGAUGAUGAUGGUAAUAAUAAUAAUAAUAAUAAUAAUAAUAAUAAUAAUAAUAAUAAUGAUAAUACGUGUGUUUGUGAGUGUGUGUGUGUUUGUAUCGCCUUGUCUUGACAUCAUGUGAUAAUUGUAAAUGAGCAUUACCCUUUUGCCAAUAAUUUGUUCAUCUCCAGUCUUCAUGAAAAACAUGUCUGCUCAUGGGAAAAAUAUUACAUCACUUGAAAACAUGUGAAGGUUGGUGACAGGAUGGGCAUCAAGCCAUAGAAAAUCUGUUUCCACAUAUUUCGUCAGAGCCAUACAAAUGUGGAAAAUUAAAUUCUAAAACAACAAUGAAGAUUCCUUUUAAAUGAAAUAAAAUGAUGCAGAAUUCUUUCGA